GAGAGUGUUUUAUCGGUGCUUUGGAAUAAUUUAUUGGCAAAGGAAUAUAAUUUAAUUUGAGAUACAUUCUUAAAACUGCUUGUCUACAGACACAGUGGACUCUACAAUACCGCAAGUGUUACGGGACAGGCGAUCGCGAGUUCGUCAGGCGGUACUGUCACCAUCAUCGAAAAAGACGACGACAGGGAAAACGGUAACAACGGUGUCGUCGAAACUAGCGACAUUAUGUUGACCAUGGAAUCCGACAUGAAAGGGGGUGGUAUCCUACAUGCCACAAUGCCUCCGCACCACCCGUCCUCUCUGCACGGCCACAGUACUUCGCCAUACGGAGCACUGGGAUCGCUGAGCAUGAUGAACAUCGGUCAGUCGCAACUUUCUUCCCAUCAGACAUCGGCUGCCCAGCAGCAUCACCUGCUUGGCGGUGGUGGCGGCCAUCAGCAGCAUCAUAUGAGUCACGGAUUAAGUAGCAACAACAGCAGCAGCAGCAGCAACAACAAUAACAGUAGUGGAUAUGGUAGUCCUCUGCAGCAACCGGUUUCUGGGCUAAGUCCGACCGGUCUGGUUAGCGGGCAAGGACAUUCGCAGCACAGUUCGCCGACGGGAAUGGGUAGUACGGGUCAGCAUCACAUUACGGCCAGUGGGGGAGGUGGUGGUGGUGGUCACCAUCACCAUCAUCACAGUUCCGCAGGGCUGCUGGGUGUGAACCACAACAAUAAUAACACUAGCAAAGCAGCGCAGCAGAAUGCGGAUCGUGUUAAGCGUCCGAUGAACGCGUUUAUGGUGUGGUCGCGUGGUCAGCGCAGGAAAAUGGCCUCGGAUAAUCCGAAGAUGCACAAUUCAGAGAUCUCAAAGCGGCUCGGUGCACAGUGGAAAGAUCUGUCGGAGACGGAAAAGCGUCCGUUUAUUGAUGAGGCAAAACGGCUAAGAGCGGUACAUAUGAAGGAACAUCCGGAUUACAAGUACCGACCACGCCGAAAGACGAAGACACUGACGAAAGCAAAGGAAAAGUAUCCGCUCGGUGUUGGCUCGCUUCUCGGUGGUGGCCAAACGACCGAGGGUAGUGGGAUGCGCGGAAGCGGAUCCUCCACCACGUUGGCAGCACAGCAGGCGGCGGCGGCAGCGGCAGCAGCGGCCGCAGCCGCGGCGAACCGUGAUAUGUACCACCAGAUGCCUCCAAAUGGCUACAUGCCGAAUGGAUACACGAUGAUGCACGAUCCGUCGUCGGCGGCGGCUUAUCAAUCGCAGCAGCACUACAUGAGCAAUUACCACCACCAUCACCGAUACGAUAUGGGUCAGAUGGCGGCAGCGGCGGCCGCCUCCGGUACUACCGCUGGUUCCUUGAACAGCUACAUGAAUGCCGGUUAUGGUGGUAUGUACGGUGGUGGAAGUGGUGGCGGUGGAGGAACUGUGUCCGGUGGUCAAACUUCUCCCUACGGAGGCAGCGUAGGUGGUCUCCAACAGCCCGGUUCACCGUACAGUACGACAAUUCAGCAGCAGCCCGGCUCACCGUACGGACUAAAUCAUCAACCCGGAAGCGCACUUUCCUGCCAAAGCCACAGUCCCAGUGAUUCGAGUGUGAAGUCGGAACCGGUCUCGCCUAGUCCGAUCGCGUCCGCCACCAAUAAUAAUCUAACGAUGAAGCGAGAAUACAUAGUUGGCGGAGGGCAUCAGCAGCAAUCGGCGGCUGCCGAUCUGAGUCAUUUGAUCAACAUGUACCACGUGCCGGAUAUGCAGCAAACAGGCGGAGCGGAUUUACAACAGCACCAUCGCAAUCAUCUAAUGCAACAUUACCAUCAGCAUAACGCCAGCAUAUCGCCCGAUCUACAAUCGCAGCACCAGCACCUCCAUCAGCAACAGCAGCAACAGCAGGUCCAACAGCAACAACAGCAGCAGCAGCAGGUUCUGCGAUCAAUGGCACCAAUCUCACACAUGUGAGAGUUGGCUGCAACCGCGACGGACCUCUUGGUACACCAUCAUCAUCAUCAUCAUAAUCAUAAUCAUCAACAGCAGCAACAACUCCGUGUGUCAAAAGCAGUGGUGUCGACAUCCCCAACUCUUACCGUUACAUCGA
This is a messenger RNA of Anopheles maculipalpis, 2071 nucleotides long. It is a transcript of the gene SoxN, whose product is annotated as transcription factor Sox-1b. The transcript has a single exon. The record is from RefSeq and is a predicted model, not a curated record. Gene Ontology annotation, biological process: positive regulation of transcription by RNA polymerase II; anatomical structure morphogenesis; cell differentiation. Gene Ontology annotation, molecular function: RNA polymerase II cis-regulatory region sequence-specific DNA binding; DNA-binding transcription factor activity, RNA polymerase II-specific. The coding region runs from base 226 to 1935 and encodes 569 amino acids. Lineage: Eukaryota; Metazoa; Arthropoda; Insecta; Diptera; Culicidae.